CAGUACACUACACUCUUGACUGCCCUCGGCUGCCUUGCUUCAUAUAUGCACCCUUCCCCACUCACACUCGCACUCACACUCUUCAUCUCAGUUGUCCGUGACCCAACGUCCUGAGCACCACGUCCUGUCGGAAUCCUCCACUCGAUUGGGUUCAUCCUGCACGCCUCUGUCCAGGUGUAGAUUCUCUCCACACCAAGCCAGCGCCUCACCUCGCAGCCAAUCAAGAUGCCUCUCCCCAACGCCCGGCUGUCCACCCUGUCCCUCCACACCGACGACCUACCUCACUCUACCCAUCCAAACCACAGCGUAGCUCCUCCACUCACCAGCAGCUCGACCUACCGCACGCCUCAUCCUCAGUCCGCCUUGGCCAAUGCAGAGCAAGACUUUGAAGAGGGAAAAGCCGAUCUUCAAGAUCCUCCGCUCCACAUUUACUCGAGGUACACGGAUGAGACCAGGACUAGAGUGGAGAAGGUGCUCAGUGCGAUCACGAAUGGCAACGCGCUGACUUACGCGUCCGGUCUCUCAGCUGCCUACGCAUCAGUCCUCCAUUAUGCUCCUCGCGUAAUUGCCCGUCGAGGUGGCUACUUUGGCGUGCACGUCUCUACGGAAGUCUACCUGCGCUCCCACGAUGUCAAGAUUAUAGACUUGGACGAUGUUUAUCCUCAAGCUGAAAGGAGCAAGGACGAGAAGAGGCCUUGGAGUGGUGGGCUGCUCGUCUGGGUUGAGAGCCCGCUCAACCCAACUGGAGAGAGUCGGGAUCUGAAACACUAUGCUGAUAAGACUCAUGCUGCUGGAGGACACAUGAUUGUAGACUCCACUUUUGGACCUCCUGGGCUGCAGGAUCCGUUCAAGCAAGGUGCAGACAUGGUCCUUCAUUCGGCGACCAAGUACCUUGGAGGUCAUAGUGACGUGUUGGCGGGUGUGCUCAGCGUGAAGAGCAAACAAGAGUGGCUGGCGCUCUGGCACGACCGCACAUAUGUUGGCGUACCGCCCGGCUCUCUGGAGAGCUGGCUGCUACUUCGUUCCCUUCGCACGCUCAAAGUUCGCGUUGCUCAACAAUCUUCGACCGCUACCGAGCUCGUGCGGUACCUCACAACCCUCGUAUCGCCUUCUCACAACGCUUCUCACGUCAUCCUCUCGUCCAGCGCCGAGGCUGCACAAACCUCCGAAGGCUUGCAAGCGGACAAGGAGAUCAGGGAGAGCGGCAUUGUGAGGCGCGUUUGGCAUGGAUCGCUGCAGCCUAGACAAGACAAGGAUGAGCUCGGAAGGAAGGUGGAAGGUGGACAGAACUUUGACCCGAAAGAGCAAAUGAGCGGAGGCUGGAAUCCUUGCUUCAGCAUCCGGCUCUCGGAAGAAAAGUACGCACGCUACUUGCCGCACGCCACUCAAUACUUCAUCCCCGCCACUUCGCUAGGAGGUGUCGAGUCUUUGAUGGAGUGGCGCAAAGCUGCCGAAUCCACGGAAGAGCCGGGUCUUGUUCGCAUCUCGGUAGGACUGGAAGAUAUCAAUGAUCUCAUCGAGGACGUCAGAGACUCUUUGCUCGCUCUGUCGCGCGGAGAGAGGUUGGGAGAUGCCAAGAAAGAAGCCAGGGCAGAUGUUGGUGAGCUCAGCAUGGCUGUGAGAGACCCUUGAGGUGGAGAUUCGCCAGGGAAAACAUCGAAGAUUUGGUCGUAGAUUGGUCUGGGAGGGCAUCUCUGGCUACCGGAACCAGCACGUCGCAGCAUGGUCACGCAUUCGGACCUCCGACACUCCUCGAAUAGAUCGUCUCUCACUUCCCUAGAUCGCGAUGACAUGUCUGCAUCGGACUGACUCGGCCGGAGCGGGGCGUCAGGCCGGGUAGUCAGCUCGAGCGGUAUGGUCAGUCCUGAUGUCACUUGGCGUA
Ceraceosorus guamensis is the source of this 1882-nucleotide messenger RNA. RefSeq names its product cystathionine gamma-synthase. Gene Ontology annotation, biological process: transsulfuration. The record is from RefSeq and is a predicted model, not a curated record. The coding region runs from base 226 to 1632 and encodes 468 amino acids. The transcript is spliced from 9 exons. Gene Ontology annotation, cellular component: cytoplasm. NCBI's taxonomy places the organism in Eukaryota, Fungi, Basidiomycota, Exobasidiomycetes, Ceraceosorales, Ceraceosoraceae. Gene Ontology annotation, molecular function: carbon-sulfur lyase activity; pyridoxal phosphate binding.